UAAUCAAAUUCCGUUCUUAAUCCGAAGCCCACAGGGUCCUGCCCACACUCGAUAAUCGAAUAAAUCAUCACUUUGAAAACACUGUUGGGUUCUUACAACUUACAAGAACACACAUGACAAAUUCACAAUUCGUCACACUCCCUCACUCAGUCUCAGGUCUCGCCUCAGCUUUUCUCUCUCCGAGUCGCGCUGAGCUGAAUCCGGGACUUUGAGCUGAGUUAGGAUUGGUUUUAUGAGUCCGAGUCGAGAAAUGAAGCAGAAGAGCGAGAAAAUCAAUAGUUCUAAGCUAGUGACUUAUGUGCUACUCGGACUCGUUGGUCUUCUUGGGUUGGUUGGUUUGUACUAUGGGUCGUAUUCGACUCCGGGACUUCGGAGAUCCGACGAUGAUUCUUUUGAUGGAUCUGACCCGGUUCUGGGUGGGUUUGCAAGAAACAACGAUUUUGAUGACUUUUUUGAAGAUCAAGAGCUCAAUCCUGAAGUACCCAAAAGCAUCCCUAUUUGUGAUAUGAAAUAUUCAGAGUUGAUACCAUGUUUAGAUAGAAGCCUUAUUUAUCAAUUAAAACUAAAGCCUAAUUUGACAUUAAUGGAGCAUUAUGAGCGGCAUUGUCCACCUCCAGAGCGACGUUACAAUUGCCUGGUUCCACCUCCAAAAGGUUACAAGAUUCCUAUAAGGUGGCCGGCGAGCAGAGAUGAGGUGUUGAAGGCGAAUAUACCUCAUACACAUCUUGCAGAAGAGAAGUCAGAUCAGCAUUGGAUGGUUGUAAAUGGAGAGAAGAUAAAUUUCCCUGGUGGAGGGACCCAUUUCCAUUAUGGAGCGGACAAGUACAUUGUUUCUCUUUCCAAGAUGCUUAAAUUUCCUGGUGAUAAGCUCCACAAUGGUGGAAACAUCAGAAACGUUCUUGAUGUGGGUUGUGGGGUUGCAAGUUUUGGAGCCUAUCUUCUUUCCCAUGACAUUAUAGCUAUGUCCUUAGCGCCAAAUGAUGUACAUGAGAACCAGAUACAGUUUGCACUGGAGAGGGGCAUUCCAUCAACUCUAGGUGUCUUGGGAACUAAAAGACUUCCUUAUCCAAGCAGAUCAUUUGAACUUGCUCAUUGUUCUCGAUGUCGGAUUGAUUGGCUUCAGAGAGAUGGGAUUCUCUUAUUAGAACUUGACAGGUUGUUAAGACCAGGAGGGUAUUUUGUGUAUUCAUCUCCUGAAGCCUAUGCACAUGAUCCAGAAAAUCGAAGAAUCUGGAAUGCUAUGUAUGAUCUUCUGAGAAGAAUGUGCUGGAGAGUUAUUUCCAAGAAAGACCAGACUGUUAUAUGGGCAAAGCCACUAAGCAAUAGCUGUUACUUGAAGAGAGAACCUGGAUCCCGACCUCCUUUAUGUGGUUCUGAUGAUGACCCAGAUGUUGCAUGGAAUGUGCUCAUGAAAGCAUGCAUCUCCCCGUACUCAGCAAAGAUGCACCAGGAAAAAGGUAGUGGACUGGUUCCUUGGCCAAUGAGGCUUACUGCAGCACCUCCUCGUCUAGCAGAAAUUGGUGUCAGCCCAGAGGAAUUCCGCCGAGACUCGAAUAUAUGGCUAGCUAGAGUGACUGAGUACUGGAAGCAGAUGAAAUCUGUUGUACAGAAGAAUUCCUUCAGAAAUGUUAUGGAUAUGAACUCUAACCUUGGGGGAUUUGCUUCUGCCCUCAAAGAUAAAGAUGUUUGGGUGAUGAAUGUUGCUCCUGUCCUCAUGUCUGCCAGAUUGAAGAUAAUUUAUGAUCGAGGUCUAAUUGGAACUGUUCACGAUUGGUGUGAAGCAUUCUCGACUUAUCCUCGCACAUAUGAUCUUCUUCAUGCCUGGAAAGUAUUUUCAGAGAUCGAGGAGCUUGGUUGUGGAAUAGAGGAUUUACUAAUUGAAAUAGAUCGGAUGCUGCGGCCAGAUGGAUUUGUAAUUAUAAGAGACAAACCUUCUAUAAUAAACUAUAUCCGAAAGUUUGUGACUGCCUUAAGAUGGGAUGGCUGGUUAUUAGAUGUUGAACCAAGGAUUGAUGCUCUGUCCUCUGGUGAAGAAAGAGUUUUGAUUGCAAGAAAAAAAUUGUGGGACGAUGGUGUUAUGGCAAUCUGAAACUGCCCUUUUCUGCCAGGCAUGCUGGUCGCACUUCUGGGUAUCUUCACAAUUCACUAGAGAUAAAUGGGUUGGAGGGGACAGUUGGUAUUUGAUACAAAAAUAUUUCUUCUUUCUGUUCUACAACAGCAUCAUAUA
Pistacia vera is the source of this 2227-nucleotide messenger RNA. Its product is annotated as probable methyltransferase PMT9. NCBI's taxonomy places the organism in Eukaryota, Viridiplantae, Streptophyta, Magnoliopsida, Sapindales, Anacardiaceae. The transcript is spliced from 8 exons. Gene Ontology annotation, molecular function: methyltransferase activity. Gene Ontology annotation, cellular component: endosome; trans-Golgi network; cytoplasm. Bases 233 to 2089 code for a protein of 618 amino acids. The record is from RefSeq and is a predicted model, not a curated record.